CUAUAGGCAGGGAACUCAAAGAAUGUCUAUUCCUGUGUAUGUGUGAAUGUAGAGAGAGAACGAGAGAGAGAGAAUUUCCACGGUAGUACAUAGUAGAGUUAAGGAAAAAGAGGUACUGAGUAUUUACUAACCACAAUGAUGAGACUGUCUGGUAAAAAACUAGGCCCUGGGAAGAAGAGGAAGGGGAAAUCCCCCUUCUGCUGAACCGAUGAUGAGCAGUUUUGAAUGGUGGGGUUGAAAAGAAGACCGUUGGGAAUCGGGAUUGAAAAGCUAUAGAUAAAGUGCAGGAUAACAAUGGUGAAAUUUAAAGCAUGAUAAAUACCGUUUCAGUGAGGUUCUUCAUUGUAAAAAAAAAAGAGGCAAGUUUUGGAGGGAGGAGAAGUGGAGAGAGGGUAUAAAUUUUGGGUCUGGUUGUUGGUGGGCAUUACACAUGACUGGAGGAUGGUGGGGCUGUCUCCCCAAAUAGAGAGAGAGAGAGAGAGAGAGAGAGAGAGAGAGAGAGAGAGGUAAUUAGUUGAUGGAAGAGAACAUAAGCCAUGGCCUCCCAUUAACUCUAACCCAUCUUCUUCAACAGACAUUGAGAAGUAUGUGCGUUCAUGAAAACUCCCCUUGGGUUUAUGCUGUCUUUUGGAGGAUCCUGCCUCGAAACUACCCACCACCCAAAUGGGAUGUUAAUGGAGGAGGCUGUGACAGAUCAAGAGGGAACAGAAGGAAUUGGAUCUUGGUAUGGGAAGAUGGGUUCUGCGACUUCUCAGCUACCAUAUCCGACACUGCCGAGAUGAGAACCAGUGAUUGCGCGAGUUCGUCUCUCUACACCACUUCUGAAUUCCAGCAUUCAAGAGGCCUACAGCCUGAGCUCUUCUUCAAAAUGUCGCAUGAGAUCUACAACUACGGAGAAGGUUUGAUUGGAAAAGUCGCCUCGGAUCACAGCCAUAAAUGGAUCUUUAAGGAACCUCAAGACCAUGAGAUCAAUUUCUUAUCUUCAUGGCAUAGUCCAGCUGAUUCUCACCCAAGAACAUGGGAGGCUCAGUUUCAAUCAGGCAUUCAGACAAUCGCUCUAAUCGCCGUUAGAGAAGGCGUAAUCCAGUUAGGCGCAGCUAACAAGGUCAUGGAAGAUCUCAACUAUGUGGUUCUACUAAGGAAGAAGUUCAGCUAUCUAGGCAGCAUCCCAGGGGUCCUACUCCCUCACCCAUCUUCUGCUGCCUUCCCUCUCCAAGGCGAUGGGGGAGCUCCCAGUGUUCCCCACAAUUGGCCCUUUCAACCAUCGAUCGCACCCGACUCCAACACUUGCCACCCCGAAUACCAUGACUACUUGUCAUCGAUGAACCCCAAUUUUCAUGGAUCAGGAAUUAAGAUAAUGCCAUCAAUGACAAGCCUGGAAGCCCUUCUUUCUAAGCUUCCGUCUGUCGAGCCCUCUCUCCACUCAGCGUCUUCUUAUUGCGGACCAGCGUCUUCUUAUUGCGGACCCUCGCCCCUGUUUGCUUCAAAUACACAAGGGAUCGACAAGAUGAAAGAAGAAGAAAAUGAUGAAUAUGGUAAUGGAGGAGAGAGUAGCACUGCAGUGCACUUGUUUCGACAUCGCUAAUGAUAAAUGCUAAGGAAUCUCUGCAUAUGCUGCUUGUUUAUGGCAUGUAAGGAAAUUGGCCAUGGCUGAUUUCUCAUGCAUAAUUCAAGGGUAUCUCAUGCAGGCCCUGUACUGUCAGAAAGGACAGCAUUGUCAUGCCAAUAAAUUUAUCGUUUAGUUUUUGGGAGGGUGGUUAGGUUCAUAAUAAGAAGGGGCGGACCAUUGAAGUUAGUAA
Amborella trichopoda is the source of this 1799-nucleotide messenger RNA. The record is from RefSeq and is a predicted model, not a curated record. NCBI's taxonomy places the organism in Eukaryota, Viridiplantae, Streptophyta, Magnoliopsida, Amborellales, Amborellaceae.